AGAAAAAUGUACUCAAGCAAACCUCUGGUUCUUUCUACAACCAACUCAUCGUGGUAAAGGUGUUCUGCAAAUUUUAAAUACUAAUCCAGGAGCAGAAUGGCAGCAACUACUCCGCAAUCUGUGCAUUCAGAUGUAAGUGCUCUACCUUCGGGGUUGCAAGUUUUUACAGCUUUUCCAGAUGUGCUGAUGAUUCCUGAAUUGAUUUUUGGUGGCCUUGUAUGGAUUUUGGUGGCAUCGGCCAGAGUAAUAGACCCUUUAUCACAAGGAUGGAUUAUGUUUGUCUCCGUAACGCUGUUCGUUUUUACAUUUAUAACUCUAAUAUUGUAUGCUGCUGGAGUUCACAAAAGGAAGUCACUUUGGACAACUUUUGAUGCCUUCUAUCACUUUGUUUCUUCUCUGUUUUACCUAAGCGCGGCAGUUUUGCAAGCUUAUGUCACUGUAGGUUUAAGUUAUCAGAUCCUAAACGACUUUAAGACUUACCAACUAAAUAUUGCAGCAGUGGUGUUUGCCUACUUUGCCACAUUUGUGUAUGUAAUUCAUGCUGUUUUCUCGCUGCUGAGAUGGAAAAAAAGUUAAUAAUUCCACAUGAUUCAUGGACAAAUCCAGCAAAAAGACCAACUUAAUACAGAUUAAAAUGUUACUGAAUUAUUUUCUAUAGUUUAAUAUUGAUGAUAUUGUCAGUAUGUUUUGUGUAUUUAGGGGGCUUUUUGAUGUACAUUUUGUUUUCAGUCAAAAUAUCUACAAUCAUGCCAAACCUUAAACAUGCAGAUACUUAAUCUGUAUUUUAUAGAUUGUUCCACGUGUUAAAAUGAAUGCAGUUCACAUAGUAUUAAAUGACUAUUGCAAUACAUCAUUCAGCCAUUGUUUUACUGAUAUGUAAUGGAAUAUAACUGGAGGUUGAAGGGUUGUUGUAUUAUAUUAAUAUAUGUAUAAAUAAAGCAUUUUUUGACAUUAAACACAAGAUUUGUAUUGCA
Messenger RNA from Pelobates fuscus (common spadefoot toad), 974 nucleotides. RefSeq names its product myelin and lymphocyte protein-like. Gene Ontology annotation, cellular component: membrane. The coding region runs from base 97 to 576 and encodes 159 amino acids. The transcript has 4 exons. The record is from RefSeq and is a predicted model, not a curated record. Gene Ontology annotation, biological process: myelination. Lineage: Eukaryota; Metazoa; Chordata; Amphibia; Anura; Pelobatidae. Gene Ontology annotation, molecular function: structural constituent of myelin sheath.